Molecule: messenger RNA, 2376 nt
Organism: Phaedon cochleariae (mustard beetle)
Lineage: Eukaryota; Metazoa; Arthropoda; Insecta; Coleoptera; Chrysomelidae
Source: the annotation of a GenBank genome assembly
AGUUAGGUUAUGGCGUACAUUUUUGCUUACUGGAUUAUUUUUAUAAAAAUGAUAUAUCUAUAGCUGAAAAAGUAUAGUUAUGAACCUCAAGGCACUGGCUCAAGAGAAGAAUGGAGAGCUAGGAUUGCUAGGAACUCCAAAAUAUAGGGAUUAAGUAUGCUUCCCUGAAUAGCCAAUGUCUGGAAAUGGAUCGAUCUACUAAAUUAAUAACUAUAUCUGUAGCUGCCUUUAUUUGCUACUGUAAUACAUUAUUGGGAACCUUCGUUUUUGAUGAUUCAGAAGCCAUUGUCAAAAACAAAGAUGUUAUGCCCUACACACCUAUCCUCAAUAUUUUCAAAAAUGAUUUUUGGGGCACAGAUAUCACAUUGAACAGUAGCCAUAAAUCUUACAGGCCUCUAACCAUACUAUCAUACAGGUUGAAUGUUUUGUAUUCCAACAAGAAAUUGGAUGCUUUCCAAUUCCAUGCUACAAACGUCAUACUGUAUGGGCUGUUAUGCCUUCUAUCUGUCCCAGUUUUUGAGCUUUUCCUAAAAAAAUCCAAAUAUGCAAUGAACAUCCAUGACAUAGCUUAUUACUCUAGCCUCCUUUUCACUGUACAUCCUGUACAUACUGAAGUGGUUGCUGGUCUUGUAGGUAGAGCAGAUAUUCUGAGCUCUGUGUUGUUUUUUAUUGUGAUUUUAUUGUACCAGAAAGUUAGAACUUCAAAUGGGGAAACAGCUGUUGUUUGGUUUGUAAUAAGCAUGGUUUUGACUGGUUGUGCAGUAUUAUUCAAAGAAACUGCAAUAUCAGUAUUGGGUCUAUUGAUAGUCUAUGAUAUUUAUCGCCAGAAAAAGAAGUCCACUUCAUGGGGUGAAAUAUUCAGUUUUUGGUUGAUAGUCAGGUCCAUGGCAAUAAUUUUGUGUGGCUUAGCAAUCAUGUACUAUCGUUUCAGCAUCAUGAAUUUUGAAGGUCCCAUUUUUACCAGCAAUGAUAACCCAGCUGGAUAUGCUCAACAUUUUUUCACAAGGGUCUUCACAUAUAAUUACAUUUAUUUAUUAAACUUCUUAUUGCUCAUAUGGCCAGAAUGGUUGUGUUUUGACUGGUCAAUGGGUUGUAUACCCUUGAUAGAGUCAGCUUGGGACAUCCGGGCAUAUUUUGUUAUCUCUUUCUGGCUGAUGAGCAUUUAUUUGCUAUAUGCCUUGAUGAAAAAGAACUAUCAAAAUGAUAUUCUAGAUGCUCGUGUUAUGGGUGUUAGUCUGAUCGUCCUACCAUUUUUACCAGCAUCAAACUUACUCUUCACUGUCGGAUUUGUGAUAGCAGAAAGGACUCUGCUGCUGCCAAGUGCAGGAUUUUGCUUUCUAGUCAUAAUAGGUUUUAGAAAACUUCAACAAAACAGUGACAAUAAAAAGAUCUAUUCAAUAUUUUUCUAUACUUUACUCCUGAUAUUUACUCUACGAACGAUUUUGAGAAACAUGAGUUGGCUGACUGAAGAAAAAUUGUUUGCAUCUGCUCUUGAUGUUUGUCCAUUGAAUGCUAAAGUUCAUUACAAUAUAGCUAAAAUUGCUGCCGAUAAUAGCAACAAAGAACUGGCAUCAGUUAAGUACAAGAGGGCUAUAGAACUGAACCCCAACUAUGAGCAAGCAAUGAAUAAUUUGGCGAAUUUGCUACGAGAGGACAAAAAAUUUGAAGAGGCAGAGGUUCUACUAAGAAGGGCUUUAACUGUUAGACCAAAUUUUGCAGCAGCAUGGAUGAACCUUGCUAUAGUACUGACGAAUUUGAACAGAACUGAAGAAGCUGAACAUUGCUACAAAACGGCAAUCAAGCAUAGAAAAAAGUACCCUGAUUGUUUUUACAAUUUAGGAAACUUGUAUUUAGAUAUGAAGAGGAACGAAGAUGCUCUGAAGGCAUGGGAAAUGGCUGUAUUGUAUCGGCCCAGUCAUACCGCCGCAUGGAGUAACACACUAGUGCUACUUGACAGCCUGAAAAAGUUUGAGGAGGUGCUAGAGUUGGGCAGAACAGCUCUGAUGCACAAUCCCAAGAGUGCAGCUUUACACUUCACAUUCGCAAAUUCCCUUGGGAAAAUGCAGCAGUAUGAGAAAGCGGAAGGACACUUUUUGGAAGCUAUACUUUUAAAUCCGGAAAAUGCACUGUACUAUUCCAAUUUAGGUGUUUUGUAUCAUAGAUGGGGUAAAAUUUUGAAGGCCAGGGAAAUGUACAAAAAGGCUCUACAAAUCGACCCCUACUCAAAAUCUGCGGUGCUGAAUCUCAAGAAACUAUCCAAGGCUCAAGAUAGGCAAUAAAAUACAAAACACUCUCUUUUAUUUAUUUACUUCUUGUGAUUAUCUUUCUAUAUAUUAUUUAUUGACAAUGUUACUUCAAUAAAUAUGCUAGUCAUUU